Molecule: messenger RNA, 2848 nt
Organism: Drosophila busckii
Lineage: Eukaryota; Metazoa; Arthropoda; Insecta; Diptera; Drosophilidae
Gene: fand
Product: pre-mRNA-splicing factor syf1 homolog
Exons: 4
Coding region: 33-2684 (883 amino acids)
Biological process (GO): mRNA splicing, via spliceosome; generation of catalytic spliceosome for first transesterification step
Cellular component (GO): Prp19 complex; U2-type catalytic step 2 spliceosome; post-mRNA release spliceosomal complex
Molecular function (GO): protein binding
Source: RefSeq, a predicted model, not a curated record
UGCAAAACGUUUUGCGGCUUUUACUUGUUGUGAUGGUGAAAAUUGUAGAAAAACCAAAGCAAUCGCUGCAAAUUGAACUUAAUUUCGAUGAGGAGGAUGUGCCGUAUGAAGAGGAGAUACUACGCAAUGCGUAUUCAGUGAAGCACUGGCUGCGCUACAUAGACCACAAGGCGAAGGCGCCUAACAAUGGUGUCAACUUGGUGUAUGAGCGAGCACUGAAGGAGCUGCCUGGCAGCUAUAAGAUCUGGUAUAACUACUUACGCACACGCAGAAAGCAAGUGCGCGGCAAAAUACCUACGGAUCCGAUGUAUGAGGAAGUGAAUAAUACUUUUGAACGUGCAUUGGUUUUUAUGCAUAAGAUGCCACGCAUUUGGAUGGACUAUGGUGUGUUUAUGAGCGCACAGUGUCGCAUAACACGCACUCGGCAUGUGUUUGAUCGCGCGCUGAGAGCUUUGCCCAUUACCCAACAUGGACGCAUUUGGCCGUUAUAUUUGAAAUUUGUACAACGCUAUGAAAUGCCAGAGACGGCACUUCGUGUCUACAGACGUUAUCUCAAACUGUUUCCAGAGGAUGCAGAGGAGUAUGUAGCGUAUCUACAGCAAGCGGAGCGCCUGGAUGAAGCAGCACAGCAAUUAGCCAACAUUGUAGACAACGAGCAUUUUGUCAGCAAGCAUGGCAAGUCCAAUCAUCAGCUAUGGAAUGAGCUCUGCGAUUUAAUAUCCAAGCAUCCACAUAAAGUGCAUUCGCUAAAUGUGGAUGCUAUUAUACGUGGUGGACUGCGUCGCUAUACAGAUCAGCUGGGUCACUUGUGGAAUUCAUUAGCGGACUACUAUGUUAGAUCGGGUUUAUUUGAUCGCGCGCGUGAUAUAUACGAGGAGGCCAUACAAACGGUCACUACAGUGCGUGACUUUACGCAAGUCUUUGAUGAGUAUGCGCAGUUUGAGGAAUUGUCGCUGAACAAGCGCAUGGAACAGGUGGCUAACGAUGAAGAUGCUACUGAAGAGGAUGAUAUUGAUGUGGAGCUGCGUUUGUCACGCUUUGAAUAUUUAAUGGAGCGACGCCUGCUGCUGUUGAAUAGCGUGCUGUUGAGACAGAAUCCACAUAAUGUGCAUGAGUGGCACAAGCGUGUUAAAUUGUAUGAGGAUAAGCCCGAGGAGAUUAUCAACACUUAUACGGAGGCAGUGCAGACGGUGCAGCCCAAACAGGCAGUGGGACAGCUGCAUACGCUUUGGGUGGAGUUUGCCAAGUUCUAUGAGGCCAAUGAGCAAGUGGCAGAUGCACGCGUUGUCUUUGAGCGUGGCACGCAAGUGGAGUAUGUCAAAGUGGAGCAUCUAGCAACAGUUUGGUGUGAAUGGGCGGAGAUGGAGCUGCGGCAGCAGCAGUUUGAGGCAGCGCUUAAGCUUAUGCAGCGAGCUACAACAAUGCCCAAGCGCAAGGUUAACUAUCAUGAUGAUACCGAAACAGUGCAAAUGCGUCUAUAUAAAUCUCUUAAAGUGUGGUCCAUGUACGCUGAUCUAGAAGAGUCCUUUGGCACUUUUAAGACCUGCAAGUCAGUCUAUGAGCGCAUUAUAGAUUUAAAAAUAUGCACGCCGCAGAUUAUUAUCAACUAUGGACUGUUUCUGGAGGAGCACAACUACUAUGAGGAAGCCUAUCGCGCCUAUGAGAAGGGCAUAUCGCUUUUCAAAUGGCCUAAUGUGUUUGACAUAUGGAAUUCGUAUUUGAGCAAGUUUCUGGAACGCUAUGGCGGCAGCAAACUUGAACGCGCGCGCGAUUUGUUUGAGCAAUGCUUGGAUCAGUGUCCACCCGAGCAUGCCAAGUUCUUUUUUCUGCUGUAUGCCAAACUGGAGGAGGAUCAUGGUCUAGCACGUCAUGCUAUGGCUGUUUAUGAUCGUGCCACGGGCGCUGUUAAGGAAGAAGAAAUGUUUGACAUGUACAACAUUUUUAUUAAAAAAGCAGCAGAGAUUUAUGGUUUGCCCAGAACAAGAGAAAUAUAUGAGAAAGCUAUCGAAGCACUGCCGGAGCAGCACAUGCGUCAUAUGUGCGUCAAGUUUGCUGAGCUGGAGACCAAGCUGGGCGAAGUGGAUCGAGCUAGAGCAGUCUAUGCACAUUGCUCACAGGUUUGCGAUCCACGCAUUACUGCAGACUUCUGGCAAACCUGGAAAGAGUUUGAAGUGCGUCAUGGCAAUGAGGAUACAAUGCGUGAAAUGCUGCGCAUCAAGCGCUCCGUUCAAGCCACUUACAAUACGCAGGUCAACAUGAUGGCUGCGCAGUUUAUCAAUGGCAAUGGCACUGCGGCAGAUGCAGGCGCAGGCGCUGGCCAAGAUGCCAUGCGUUUGCUUGAGGAGAAGGCGAGACAGGCAGCGGCUGAGGCUAAACAGAAGCCUGCCGAGAAAGCCGCUUCGAAUAUUAUGUUUGUGCGUGGCGAAACUCAAGGUGGAGCCAAGGCUAAAGACAACGCCGUGCUCAAUCCCGAUGAAAUUGACAUUGGCGAUAGCGAUGAAGAGGAGGAUGAUGAGGAUGAGAAUGAUGCAGCCAAUGAACAGCAAGCGGAUGGCGCAGCAGCCACCAAAACUGAUGACGAGGGUCUUAUAAUGAAGAAACUGCGUUUCGAACAGAAAGCCAUUCCCGCCAAAGUGUUUGGCAGUCUGAAGCCCACAACUAAGCAAGAUUCCGAUGAGGAUUAAACAGUCAUAUUAUAUAUGGUGGCUACUAUUUAAAGCGCAAAUAUAUAAGGCCAUUUGGGCUGUUACAUUUUAAUAACAAUCAAUUGUAAUAAAUGACUUGAAUUUCAUUUCUGUAAAAUCAAAUGUUCAAAAUUUUCUGGUUUAACCCAAGUUCAUGACGUUGA